This is a messenger RNA of Saitoella complicata NRRL Y-17804, 1348 nucleotides long. Its product is annotated as mannose-6-phosphate isomerase, class I. Gene Ontology annotation, cellular component: cytosol. Bases 68 to 1348 code for a protein of 426 amino acids. Gene Ontology annotation, molecular function: mannose-6-phosphate isomerase activity; zinc ion binding. Lineage: Eukaryota; Fungi; Ascomycota; Saitoellomycetes; Saitoellales; Saitoellaceae. Gene Ontology annotation, biological process: GDP-mannose biosynthetic process; carbohydrate metabolic process. The record is from RefSeq and is a predicted model, not a curated record. The transcript is spliced from 2 exons.
CCACCAUCCCGCUCCAAUUGAUUUCCAAAGCAUACAAUUUCAUACCUAAAGCAUACCCUCUAUUACAAUGGCUACUCCGAAGUUCCUUCAGCUCAAGUGCGGCACAAACAACUACGAAUGGGGCUCAACCGAUCCCAACUCCCGCGUCGUGCGCUACGCUGCCGCAACCCCCGGCUUCGAGAAAAAGGACGAACCCUACUCCGAAAUGUGGAUGGGAACCCACGCAACCCUUCCCUCCCACGAUCUCGCCUCCGGCCGUCCCCUCGCCGACCUCCUCGCCGAGAACCCAGAGUUGAUGGGCGCGAAAGUCCAACAGGCGUAUGAGAGCAAGUUGCCAUUCUUGUUCAAAAUCAUGAGUAUUGGCAAGAUCUUGCCGUUCCAGGCACACCCGGAUAAGGAGUGGGGACAGAAAUUGCAUAUCAAAGAUCCGAAGCAGUUUGUUGAUCCGAACCAUAAGCCUGAGAUCGCGAUCGCACUCUCCCACUUCGCUGGUUUUAGUGGAUUCCGUCCUCUUAAACAGAUCAUCUCCGUCUUAAAGGCUGCACCAAUCUUCGCAGAAUUCCCAGGCGCAGAGGCGACGCAGACGUUCAUUUCAACCGUCUCCGGUAACGAGGAGUCCGAGGACAAGAAAAUUGUACAAGCAAACAAAGCUGCUCUCCGCCAAUUUCUACACGCAAUUCUCACGCAAUCCACUUCCCGUAUCGAGGAAUAUACGAAGAAGCUCUUGGACUACAUCGCCUCCCCAACCUCCAGCUUCGGUCCCCACGGUGCUGACCUCCCUGGUCUCCUCAGACUUAUUCACACUCAGUACGGCGCUGACCCGGGUUUGUUCUCCGCACCGCUGUUGAACUGUAUCUUCCUGAAACCGGGGGAGUAUAUCUACAUCGGGGCUGAUGAGCCACAUGCGUAUAUUACGGGGGAGAUUGUGGAGUGUAUGGCCUCCUCGGACAACGUCGUCAACGCCGGCUUCUGCCCACCUUCUGACCGCAACCCAGAUCUCCUCAUGGAUAUCCUGACAUUCGAAUACCUCCCCAAGGCGGCCUUCAAGCUCGACCCGAAGGCGAAGUACGGGCACUCUUUGCUCUACGACCCCCCCAUUGACGAGUUCGCAAUCCUCGCUACCUCUCUCGCGCCCGGUCAGACUGAGAACGUCGACCCCAUCGCUGGACCCUCGAUUAUGGUCUUCACGAAGGGGAAGGGAAGGAUGAGUGUGGGUGGACAGAGCAAGGACGUGAAGGAGGGUGAGGUGUAUUUUGUUACGUAUGGGGAGGAGGUGGUGUUGGAGGCUCAGGACGGGGAUUAUGAGGCUGGGUUGGAGGCGUACAGGUGUUAUACUGAUUUGAAUUAG